UAACUAAAGUCUUGACAGCCGGGAACACAAAUUUGUAAAAACUGUGAAAUAAUUUAUAGCCAAAUAAAAAUAUUCUUAAAACACCAUGUCGAGUGGCGCCAAAGCAGCGUUAACAAGCACAGGCACCACGUCCGCAACUGCAACUGCAACGGCGGCCAGUGCACCAUCAGUUGGUGGGAGCGGAAAUGUACAGGAGUUUAAGAUUAGAGUGCCCAAGAUGCGCAAGAAGCAUCAUGUUAUGCGUUUUAAUGCUACACUUAACGUGGACUUUGCUCAAUGGCGCAACGUAAAGCUAGAGCGCGAGAACAAUAUGAAAGAAUUUCGUGGUAUGGACGAGGAGCAGCCCAAGUUUGGGGCUGGCUCGGAAUAUAAUCGAGACCAGCGCGAGGAGGCGCGUCGCAAAAAAUUUGGCAUCAUAGCGCGCAAGUACAGGCCAGAAGCCCAGCCAUGGAUAUUGAAAGUAGGUGGCAAGACUGGCAAAAAAUUCAAGGGAAUACGAGAAGGUGGCGUUGGCGAAAACGCAGCAUUCUAUGUCUUCACCCACGCGCCAGAUGGCGCCAUUGAAGCCUAUCCGCUAACUGAAUGGUAUAACUUUCAGCCCAUUCAGCGUUAUAAGUCGCUGUCUGCUGAGGAAGCGGAGCAGGAGUUUGGACGACGCAAGAAGGUAAUGAAUUACUUUUCACUUAUGUUGCGCAAACGUUUGCGAGGCGACGAGGAGGAGGAGCAGGAUCCUGAGGAGGUCAAGCUUAUAAAGAGUGCCACUAAAAAGUCAAAGGAGCUGAAAAUUACUGACAUGGAUGAAUGGAUAGACUCGGAGGAUGAAUCCGACUCAAAUGAUGAGGAAGAGAAAAAGAAAAAAGAGCAAGAAGACAGCGAUGAUGGCUCUGGCAAGAAAGCUAAAGGUAAGAAAGGCGCAGAGAAGAAGAAAAAGAAACGGGACGUUGACGAUGAGGCUUUCGAAGAGUCUGACGAUGGAGACGAGGAGGGUCGCGAAAUGGACUACGAUACCAGUUCAAGUGAAGAUGAACCAGAUCCAGAGUCCAAGAUGGUUAAGGAUAUGAAAGGCGUUGCCGAAGAAGAUGCGCUGCGCAAGUUGUUGACAUCAGAUGAAGAAGAGGACGAAGAGAAGAAAUCUGAUGAGUCUGAUAAGGAAGAUGGAGACGAAAAGAAGAAGAAAGAUAAAAACAAGGACGAGGCCGGCAAGGAUAAAAAGAAAAAGAAGCAAGUUAAAGAUGACAAAAAGAACAAAGGCAAUGGUACCGAUUCAUCCACGGAUCUCAGCUCUGACAGUACCGACUCUGAGGAAGAUCUUAGCAAUGGUCCGCCUAAGAAGAAACCAAAUGCAGCUAAUAAAGAUAAGGACAAGGAUAAGGAUAACGCCAACAAGGCCAGCACAAGCGGUGCAACUCAAAAUAAAUCACGUUCGGCAACUCCAACGCCUACUAAUGAUGCCAGCAAGCGCAAAUUAAACAGCUUGCCAAGUGAUCUAACCGGGUCUGACACCAGCAACAGUCCCAAUAGCACCCCUGCCAAGCGUCCCAAGAAUGAGCUUAGCAAUUCCUUGCCAUCUUCAUUUGCAGGUGUCGUUAGCAACAAAGUGGAAGACUACGGUAUAACCGAAGAGGCUGUGCGCCGUUAUCUCAAACGUAAGCCCUUGACAGCUACAGAGCUGCUAACAAAGUUUAAAAACAAAAAGACUGGCGUGUCCAGCGAUCGUUUGGUUGAGACAAUGACCAAGAUAUUGAAGAAAAUCAAUCCAGUCAAGCACACUAUUCAGGGAAAAAUGUACUUGUGGAUUAAAUAAUUAAGCACUUGUGUUAAGCAAUGGAAUGAAUUAGUUAAAACUAUCUUUUUAUAAUUUGCAAAC
Drosophila busckii is the source of this 1867-nucleotide messenger RNA. It is a transcript of the gene TfIIFalpha, whose product is annotated as general transcription factor IIF subunit 1. The record is from RefSeq and is a predicted model, not a curated record. Bases 86 to 1804 code for a protein of 572 amino acids. Gene Ontology annotation, biological process: positive regulation of transcription elongation by RNA polymerase II; transcription initiation at RNA polymerase II promoter. Lineage: Eukaryota; Metazoa; Arthropoda; Insecta; Diptera; Drosophilidae. The transcript is spliced from 4 exons. Gene Ontology annotation, molecular function: TFIIF-class transcription factor complex binding; RNA polymerase II general transcription initiation factor activity; DNA binding. Gene Ontology annotation, cellular component: transcription factor TFIIF complex; nucleus.